AUGGAUAGCCUAAAAGAGAAUUCCAGAAAGUGGCCAUAUUUCGCACCAUUUGAGGUAGUCGUUCACAAUACUUACGAUGAUUGCUGGGUAUCUUUUUUGGGUAAAGUAUUCGAUAUCACUCCAAUAAUAGAAAGACACAUGAAAGAAAAAUGUGUUCAAAGUCUAUUGGCAUUAGCGGGUAAAGAUAUUUCUUACUGGUUCGAUGAAUCAACAGGUGAUAUUCAAUAUUACGUCCAUCCCGAAACUGGAUGUUACAUACCUUAUUGUCCACACGGACCUAUUCCUGAUGUAAGUUUAGAAGUUCCAGUUACUGAUUGGAAGCCAUUGGAUAGACCACCGUGGUGGAUGGAUGACCAAUAUCAAGUUGGGUUACUAACUAAGAGAGUAAGGCCUAUACGAAUCAUCAACAUGGUAUGCCCUUUCUAUAAAGAAGUUCUAAUAAAUGUUUGUUGUGAAGAUACUUUCUACAGAAUCCAGGAAAGAUACAAUUUAUUUAAUAGUGAUGCAGAUAGCUAUACAUGGAGAUAUAUGGGAAAGAACUUAAAUAUGAACAAAACCAUGGAAGAAAAUAACAUUCCAGACGAAAGAGACAAUUUCACAGACUUAGGAUUGCCUCAAAAUUAUUACGUACCGAGUGUAUUUUUAUACUACAAUGAUGAUCUUAAAUACUAUGAUUUUGAUAAUGACGAAUGUGAACCCGUACCUUCAAAUGACGCAAUUGGUUGUCCUAGCAAUCGCUUUUAAAUAUAAAAUUAUUCAAAAUUGUUGUUUUUAACACGCUAAUAUUAGAUUCAUUUAUUUCAAAAAUGAUGUUGAACUUUUUAGUUUGAUGUGCCUUAACAGCGUCUCUUUAGUAUUUUCAAACUAUAUUUAUAUGUGUACAAAAUCGCAUGCUGAACAAAAUAAAUAGGACUUCCAAUUUUAACCAAUUAAAAUGUAUUUACAUGCCUGACGAUUUAUGUUAUAUAUCAAAAA
Diorhabda sublineata is the source of this 975-nucleotide messenger RNA. RefSeq names its product cytochrome b5 domain-containing protein 1. The transcript has 3 exons. The coding region runs from base 1 to 744 and encodes 247 amino acids. Lineage: Eukaryota; Metazoa; Arthropoda; Insecta; Coleoptera; Chrysomelidae. The record is from RefSeq and is a predicted model, not a curated record.